Molecule: messenger RNA, 1993 nt
Organism: Dromiciops gliroides (monito del monte)
Lineage: Eukaryota; Metazoa; Chordata; Mammalia; Microbiotheria; Microbiotheriidae
Product: V-type proton ATPase catalytic subunit A-like
Exons: 1
Biological process (GO): proton transmembrane transport; ATP metabolic process
Cellular component (GO): lysosomal membrane; proton-transporting V-type ATPase, V1 domain
Molecular function (GO): ATP binding; ATP hydrolysis activity; proton-transporting ATPase activity, rotational mechanism
Source: RefSeq, a predicted model, not a curated record
CCAGUCGCUUGCACACAGUCUUUGGCAGCUUGCGCCGUAGUAGGUAAAUUAACAAGAUGGAUUUCUCCCAACUACCCAAAAUUCAUGAUGAAGAUCAGGAAAGUGAAUUUGGCUACGUAUAUGGAGUCUCAGGACCUGUGGUCACUGCCUGUAACAUGUCCGGUGCAGCUAUGUAUGAACUGGUAAGAGUGGGCCAUAGUGAACUGGUGGGAGAGAUUAUUCGGUUGGAAGGUGAGAUGGCCACUAUCCAGGUGUAUGAAGAAACCUCUGGUGUAUCUGUUGGUGAUCCAGUACUCCAGACUGGCAAACCCCUCUCUGUGGAGCUAGGUCCUGGCAUAAUGGAAGCCAUUUUUGAUGGCAUUCAGAGACCUUUGUCGGACAUCAGCCAUCAGACUCAAAGCAUUUACAUUCCCAGAGGAGUCAACGUAUCUGCUCUUAGCAGAGAUAUCAAAUGGGAUUUUAUACCUUAUAAAAACCUUCGGGUUGGCAGUCAUAUCACUGGUGGUGAUAUUUAUGGAUUAGUAAAUGAGAACUCCCUCAUCAAACACAAACUUAUGCUGCCACCCCAUAACCGAGGUACAGUGACAUACAUUGCCCCACCUGGCAACUAUAAUACCUCAGAUGUUGUCUUGGAACUUGAAUUUGAGGGAGUAAAAGAGAAGUUCACCAUGGUCCAAGGGUGGCCUGUCCGUCAAGUCCGUCCUGUCACUGAGAAGCUGCCUGCCAAUCACCCUCUGUUAACUGGCCAGCGAGUACUUGAUGCCCUUUUCCCAUGUGUACAAAGAAGAACUACCGCUAUCCCUGGUGCUUUUGGCUGUGGAAAAACUGUGAUAUCACAGUCUUUAUCCAAGUAUUCAAACAGUGAUGUGAUCAUCUAUGUGGGUUGUGGAGAAAGAGGAAAUGAAAUGUCUGAAGUACUCAGAGACUUCCCAGAGUUAACAAUGGAAGUUGAUGGGAAGUUAGAGUCUAUAAUGAAGAGAACAGCUUUGGUGGCUAACACCUCCAACAUGCCUGUCACUGCUAGAGAAGCUUCUAUUUACACUGGAAUUACUCUGUCUGAAUACUUCCAUGACAUGGGCUACAAUGUCAGUAUGAUGGCUGAUUCUACAUCUCGAUGGGCAGAAGCCUGUAGAGAAAUUUCCGGUCGCUUAGCUGAAAUGCCUGCUGACAGUGGUUAUCCUGCAUAUCUUGGUGCCCGUUUAGCCUCUUUUUAUGAGCGAGCUGGCCGAGUAAAAUGUCUUGGAAACCCAGAAAGAGAAGGCAGCGUCAGCAUUGUAGGAGCUGUUUCUCCCCCUGGUUGUGAUUUCUCUGAUCCUGUCACAUCUGCCACUCUUGGUAUUGUCCAGGUGUUCUGGGGCUUAGAUAAGAAACUAGCUCAGCGUAAGCACUUCCCUUCAGUAAACUGGCUGAUCAGCUACAGCAAGUAUAUGCGUGCCUUGGAUGAGUACUAUGACAAGCAUUUUACAGAGUUUGUUCCUCUGAGGACCAAGGCUAAGGAGAUCCUGCAGGAAGAAUAGGAUCUGGCAAAGAUUGUACAGUUUGUGGGCAAGGCUUCUUUAGCAGAAACAGAUAAAAUUACCCUGGAGGUAGCAAAACUUAUCAAAGAUGACUUCCUGCAGCAAAAUGGAUAUACUCCUUAUAACAGGUUCUGCCCAUUCUACAAGACUGUAGGCAUGCUCUCCAAUAUGAUUGCGUUUUAUGAUAUGGCACGCAGAGCUAUUGAAACAACUGCCCAGAGUGAUAAUAAAAUCACAUGGUCCAUUAUCCAAGAACAGAAGGGAGAUAUUCUCUAUAAACUGUCCUCAAUGAAAUUCAAGGAUCCAGUAAAAGAUGGUGAAGCCAAGAUCAAGGCUGACUAUGCUCAACUUCUUGAAGAUAUGCAGAAUGCAUUCCGAAGUCUGGAAGACUAGAACUGUGAUUUCUUCUCUUCUCCUCUCCCUCGACCAGCUCACGUGUUCUUAUCUCUUUAAAUUCUAUAUCCCUUCCCCUUUGC